This is a messenger RNA of Histoplasma mississippiense, 2928 nucleotides long. RefSeq lists its product with no specific name. The coding region runs from base 1 to 2928 and encodes 975 amino acids. Gene Ontology annotation, biological process: regulation of transcription by RNA polymerase II. Gene Ontology annotation, cellular component: SAGA complex. Lineage: Eukaryota; Fungi; Ascomycota; Eurotiomycetes; Onygenales; Ajellomycetaceae. Gene Ontology annotation, molecular function: transcription coregulator activity. The record is from RefSeq and is a predicted model, not a curated record. The transcript has 3 exons.
AUGGCGACAGCUGUGUCCACGAAACUUCCCGCGCCCAAAAUCAAACGCCCUCCUCCGUCCUACAUCCAGACUGGGAUCAAUGGCGCGAAGCCUUCACAGCCAUCUCCAUCCCCACUGGGUUCGGCUUCAAAUCGUGCUUCGCUCGCCAAACAGCCAUGCUCGGUGACUCCGAUAAGUGCUACCGCCGCAAAUGGCGCAAAUAAUCGCCAGCCAAUGCGCCCCAGGAAAGAGGCUCAGAAACCAGGAGACUCUGCAUCUCGUUUACAGCGUCUGUCGAUAAAGCAUCCUGGCGCAGAUGGAGCUAUUACAGAUCGGAAUCAGCUGAAGAUGUUUCCAGAGCCAUAUGUGAAAACUACGUCCUAUAUCCUCAAAAAAUACUCGAAAGUUCCGCCAUCCUUAACUAUACAUUUACAUCCCACCCACUUCCGUUUCGACCAGCAAGAUGGCAGCUUUCCCUAUAACUCUGAAAUGAAGAUUUUCAUGAAGCACUUGAAGGCUGGCACAGUUCCUCACGACAUGAUGGAGGAGUUGGUGAGAUGCGGAGUCCGCUUCUAUGAGAAUUGCCUCAUUGUCCGCGUCGUGGAUCAUAAAUCCAUCUCCACGCAAUCCAACACCUCAUCCAAUUCCAAUUCUGGGGAGAAGAGCUCACCUUUUUCCUUGCACAAUUACAAUCAGCACAUCACUCCUUCACCAUUUGUUCCAUAUCCGCAACAGAAUCAGUCGAAGAUAAAGCCUACCACCAAUGGAUCUUCAACAGGUAGCAGCCAUAAAGCAGACGAGCAGCCGGUAUCAGAAACAAGUAGUGACACUGUAGUACCCAAUGGAGUGAAAGCGGGAUCUAGCAAUUCAAAACAACCAGCCAUGAAACCCAAGGUGUUCACCACAGUAUUACAUCCCACACCUCAGUCUCUACUCGCAGAAUUAACGUUGUUGUCCAUGACGCCUGAUCCACGAGUAAAUCGUCGCCAGUCCCAAGCAUAUCCCGCGUCGCGAACUGGAUCAGCUGUCCAAACGCCUAGUAUAUCUACACUUCCAUCUUCUCCGAUAUCUGACCGUCCGCCUCCAGCAAAGAGACAAAAGAUGAUGGUUGAACCAUCAGAACUUCUAGAAGCAGAGGCAAAACUUAUACAUGCCACAGCUCCACCACUCUACCUAGAGCCGGUUGAUUCAUUGACCGCGAGUGCGAGUCUUCUCAAGUUUUUAGAAGAUCCUCGACAUCGCAACAAACCGCCUUCACCAAAGACCAGAAGGCGGACUGUCGCAGAGUUAGCUGCGGAUGAAGCAUUGGCUGCUGAAGAGGAACGAUUUAUGCUUAUCAUGGAUGAGAGGCUGGGGCCUUCCACUUCUGGCAACGCUGGGGGAGCGAAGCCUCCUAAUGUUGAUGACGAAAGUGGUGCAGCUCCAUUCGAACCUAGAUUUUCAAGAUUCAAAACUCUCGAGAAAAUUCGCCAUGAACAUGAAGAGAAAGCUAAAAUCGAACAUGAAAAGAAGCUUCAACAAGACCACGCUAAAAGGUUGCAGCAGGAAGCUGAGAAAGAGAAACGACGGGCAACAGAGCAGCGGUUGGCAGAAGAACAAAGCCGGGAAGAUAAAAGAAGGGCGCAAAUGGCGGCAGCAGCAGCACACCAUGCCCAGGUGCAAGCACAUGCCCAACUUUUGGUUGCACAAAAUCGGGCCCGCUCCCAGUCCCGUGGAAACCCUGCUAUGGGAAUACCUCAUCAGCCGCAGCCUCGACAAAUGGUUCCAGCGUCUCAAGGUCAACAGUCAUCUCCACCAGUCCGGAAUGUAACCCCUCAUAGUUCGUCACCUUUGGCAGGAAAUUUGAUGGGACCUCAGAUGAACCAAGGAGUUCCAAUGGCUAUAACAGGUUCCUCACAAGGAGUGGGAAGUCCACUUCAAGUUACAUCAGGUGUACAACAUAGCCAUCCAGCUGUUAUGGCACAUCCGAUGGUUAAUACACGAAGCCAACAGGGUCAGAGUAGACAUGGCACUCCACAGAUGGGGCAAGGGACCCCUGCUAUACAACAUGCCACACCAAUAAUGCGCAAUGCAACUCCCACGCAGAGAAUGACACAUGCAAGUCCCAGCGCUUCUACCAUGGCUCAGACCCCUGUUAUGAACCAUCCCAUAAUGGCCAAUCCCCAGAUGAAUGGUGUGAUGAUGACCCCGCAACAACAGCAGCAAGCUAUCCUGCAGCAGAGGCAGCAACUUAUUAUGCAGCGAAAUUUGCAAGCCCAGGCCGGCACUCAACAGUUCACGCCUCAGCAAAUGGCACAGCUUCAGCUCCAGGCCAAUAUGCACGCACAGCAAAGUAUUCAGCAUGCCCAGCCUCAACAACACCCAAAUAUAUUUAUGCAACAACAGGCGCAGACGCAGGCGCAACAGCAGCAGCAAAUCCAACAACAGCAGCAAACCCAACCGCAGCAGGUGCAACAGAACCAGUUCCCAAAUGCAGCUGCUUAUCAAGCACAUGUCAUGCGAUCUCAGCUGGCACAGCUGCAAAUGUCACAGGCCCAAGCUCCUCACGGCCAACAGCAAGGGAGCCCGCAACAACUCCCACCGCAGCAAGCGAUGCCGCAAGCAAGUGGUGUAGUUGGGCAAGGCCAAGGAGCACUUCCACCUCGCUACCGGUUACUCUACACGCAGCGCAUGCUGCCACAAGCUCAAAACGAGGUACGCGCGAAACUCAUACAGCAAUUCGGUCAUCCGUCUGGCUGGCACGAUGCCGUUCGCCAGCAGUUCCAAGAACAAGUAGAGAAAAUCGCCAAACAAUAUUUGUUUGACUUUAUGAAAAGGGAGGGUCAACAACGGGCCCAACAAGCGCAGGCACAGGCACAGGCACAGGCACAGGCGCAGGCUCAGGUUAUCCAGCAUCAACAGCAACAGCAGCAGCAGCAAGGCAUGAUGAGUAACAGUAUUGCUAAAUAA